Molecule: messenger RNA, 3334 nt
Organism: Calypte anna (Anna's hummingbird)
Lineage: Eukaryota; Metazoa; Chordata; Aves; Apodiformes; Trochilidae
Gene: ANGPTL2
Product: angiopoietin like 2
Exons: 5
Coding region: 412-1881 (489 amino acids)
Source: RefSeq, a predicted model, not a curated record
CCUGCCACAAAGAGGCUGAAGUUCAAGCGAGGCUGCGGCAGCCCCGGGCAGGAGGGGCUCCGGGGGCGGAACACCGAGCCCUGCCCUGGCAUCGGGAACGCCGGACCGGGCCUGGGAGGCAGCACGGCACGGGGCCAGGCUGUGAUAAAUCUCCGAGAGACCGAAGGGAGGACUCCGCAGAUCCCCCCCGCUAUCUCCGUGACCAGCCGGGCACACAAAGCGGGUCCGCUGCGGGCUGCGGUCACUGAUACAGCCCGGACACCCCCAGCUCAGCGGGAUGUCACAGCUCCUAGGGACGGGCUGCCCUGAGAACCUGUGGUGAAAGCAGGCUGAGGACGGAAGAAAGAAGCCGAGGAGACAGGAUAUUAAAAAGUUCUUUGCAGAAGAAUACUUGACCAGAACUAGAGGAUCAUGAUGACGAGAUUCAUCUGUUUACUGCUAAUAGCUGCUAUGGGAGCUACUGCAAGCAAAACAGAAGAAUUUGGAGCCAAUGAUGAGGAAGCAGAACAAGAAUUCAUUUAUACGAACAGAUACAAACGUUCCAGUGACACCCAGGAUAAAUGCACUUACACCUUUAUUGUACCUCAGCAGAGAGUAACAGGUGCUAUUUGUGUUAAUUCUAAGGAGCCUGAAGUUCUACUCGAAAACAGGGUAAAUAAACAAGAAUUACAGUUACUUAACAAUGAACUUAUUAAACAAAAGAGACAAAUAGAAACUCUCCAGCAACUGGUAGAGGUGGAUGGUGGGAUUGUAAAUGAGGUUAAACUCUUAAGAAAAGAGAGCAGAAACAUGAAUUCUCGUGUCACACAACUCUAUAUGCAGUUACUACAUGAAAUUAUCCGGAAACGUGAUAAUGCCUUAGAACUUUCUCAACUUGAGAAUAAGAUUUUGAACCAAACUGCAGAUAUGUUGCAGCUUGCAAACAAAUACAAGGACUUAGAGCACAAGUACCAACAUUUGAUGUCAAUUGCCAAUAAUCAGUCAAUAAUAAUUGCCCAACUGGAAGAACAUUGUCAAAGAAUGCCAUCCAUAAAGCCACUGCCACAAACUCCACAGCCACCAAAUAAAGCAUACCAGCCUCCUACUUACAAUCGUAUUAUUAACCAGAUAUCUACUAAUGAGAUUCAGAGUGAUCAGAACUUAAAGGCUUUGCCACCUACCCUACCAACCAUGCCUGCAGGUACUAGUAUUCCAACUUCAACUGAUAAACCAUCUGGUCCCUGGAGAGACUGUCUACAAGCAUUAGAAGAUGGCCAUGAUACAAGCUCCAUCUACCUUGUAAAACCAGAAAACACAAACAGGCUCAUGCAGGUCUGGUGUGACCAACGUCACGACCCUGGUGGCUGGACAGUUAUCCAGAGACGGCUGGAUGGGUCUGUCAACUUUUUCAGGAACUGGGAGACAUACAAGCAAGGAUUUGGUAAUAUAGAUGGAGAAUAUUGGCUCGGAUUAGAAAAUAUUUAUUGGUUAACAAAUCAAGGCAACUACAAACUGCUCAUAACAAUGGAAGACUGGUCAGGGCGAAAAGUAUUUGCUGAGUAUGCUAGCUUCAGAGUGGAGCCAGAAAGUGAGUAUUACAAGUUGAGACUGGGACGCUACAAUGGCAAUGCAGGAGAUUCCUUCACUUGGCACAAUGGUAAACAAUUCACCACACUGGACCGGGACCACGAUGUAUACACAGGUAACUGUGCUCAUUACCAGAAGGGAGGAUGGUGGUACAAUGCAUGUGCUCAUUCAAACCUUAAUGGGGUUUGGUACCGUGGAGGACACUACCGCAGCCGCUACCAAGAUGGGGUUUACUGGGCUGAAUUCCGUGGGGGUUCAUAUUCACUAAAGAAAGUUGUUAUGAUGAUAAGACCUAACCCAAACACAUUCCAUUGAAAUAAUUCUUCCUUAGUUUAGUUUCUUGUUCUAAAAAUCAUGUAAAGCUAUGAUAUUGGUACCGGGAAUCAUCUUCUCAGAAAUGAGGAAUGUAAGAUAUUGUAUAUUUACUGCUAAGAUGUGAGGGCCUGCAUAUUGUGUUUUCAAAAAAUCAUUCCAGGUGGAAAAAAAAAAAAAAAAGAAAAAGAAAAAAAAAGGAACUGAAAUGACAUAAUACUCAGAACACCUCAGUACUAGAAGUAGUUGUAUGAAGCCUUUAUAACUGGCAGUUUAGAUGGACUGUAGAUAAACUUUCUGGUUUUUAUUCCCUGUAAAUUAAGUUUGAAAGGUAAAAAUACUGCCACUACAUUUAAAUAUUUUUGUAUGCUACUUUAUGUAUAAAUAUUCUCAAAUAUAGGAAAUAUUACAAACUGUACAGCAAAAGUUUUAUUAUUAUUAUUAUUAUGAGCAAUAAUUUGACACAGGAAAACAUAUCCUUUGAACUGUGUAGCUGGUAUAUGUACAUUAGUGUGAUUAUUCUAAUUUAAUCUUUGUUAACUGCCAUGAAUUAAGUUAAUACAAUAUCAUUUGAUUUGAGAGCAGAUAGUGAAACCAUUACUGUCAUGAUAAAUCUAAUCUCUCCCCUUUACUUUGAGCAUUUUAAUAAUCUGCUCCUAUAAAUCAGAAUUCACAUUUGAUUCAAAUAUUUUAAAUUAAAAACACUAAUGAUUUUUCUUAAAAAAUUAACUAUGUACCUGCAUAUGGAAAUUUAUCCAGAUUUACAGCAGAUGUGCUGUAUAGCCCACAAGGUUAUCCUUCACAUUUCUCUCAGUAUUUUGUACCUGAUUUCAGUCAUAACCUGCUGUGUAGCCUCUAAUCAGAACUGGCUGGAUAUAAAUUAAAGGGACUAUCCAAAUUUGCAGGCAAAUGAUGGAUACAGAUACAUAAGCUAUUUACUGUCCUUAGCCAGUAGAUGAAAAUUAUGUAAAGAUGUUACUUGUAGCCAGGAGAAGUUAUAUUUACCAUAUUUCACAAUUAUAACAUAGUACUGUCAAAUUAUUAAAUAGAUUUACUUGUCUGUAUUUAGAGGUCAGUCACAACUAUGAAACACUGACUAGGAGAAUUCCAAUAUUAUUCUGAAGUAAGUUUCUAGAGCAGAUUUUUUGAUACCCACUUCAAAACAGCAACUUCCAUGAAAAAUAAAGUUAAAGGCUGCAUAAAAGAGGCAGAACAAAAGCCUCUAGAAGUUAGUUUUAUUUUUCAGUAAGCCCUUAACAUCCUUGGUGUGCGUCUGUGUGCGUGUACCUGCAUAUUUUUCCCUUAUUACCUCACCACUUCUUUACAACAGUAUGAUGUGCAUUAAACUGAUUUGUCAUGUAGCAUGUGUUGUAUAUAACUGAAAGUAGGGGUUUUAAUAUAUUAGAUUAGUCCUGUAAUAUUGUAAUCUUUUAAUAAAGCAAUAAAUGUUAUUUUG